Molecule: messenger RNA, 492 nt
Organism: Caenorhabditis elegans
Lineage: Eukaryota; Metazoa; Nematoda; Chromadorea; Rhabditida; Rhabditidae
Gene: T13G4.1
Product: GYF domain-containing protein
Exons: 2
Coding region: 1-492 (163 amino acids)
Source: RefSeq, marked reviewed
AUGGAAGAAUCAGACGAUGAGCUUGAAAUUUUCUACAUCGACGAUGAAGACAAUGUGCAAGGUCCAUAUGGAGCCAAACACGUGCUGGGAUGGUACCGAAAUGGUCAUUUUCACGACGAUCAUCAAUUCAAGAUUGUUGAUUGCGCGCAACAUGGCGAGCUGGUUACUUAUGAAGCUUAUCUUGGCGAUCUAAAGUCCAGAUUUGGAGUUGAGGCUCCUAUCCCGACAAAGAUGGAACAGUUUCAAUUUCGGGGGUUUCUGCUGACUCCAAAGUCAAACAAGAAGCCAAUUUCCGGAGGUCCGAUGGACUCAACGAGUGAUGAAGUUCCGGAGGAAACUGGACCAACUGAAGAAAAGAUGGAUGAGAAUCAUGAAAAUGAUUCUAAUGUGGUCAGGAAAGACGAACCGCCAGCACACCCAAGAAAGAGCUAUAUCGCAAGCCCGGUAUGUGUUAGCCAAAAAAAAAUUUUGGACCAAAAAACAAAAAAUUGA